AUGUCUUCUGGAGCCAGAAAGUCGCCGCGGAUCGAGGACUUGAUCUCUACGGAGGAUGACACUCUCGGAUCCUCCAUAAGCCUGAGCGUCGGAGAGAACUCGGUGCGCAUCAAGGAUAAACCUAAAAUUACCAAGGAAGCUGAACAGUCAUCGGCCGACAAGAAAGACGCGGCAGAUAAAUGGUGGUUGAAGAGGCCCGAGAUUCGUCUGGGGAUCCUCGGUGCCAAGAACGCAGAUGCAAAAAUGAAGCAGUCUCCUACUCCUUCGUCGGAUGUCAGCUCUUCUAUGAAAGAAUUUCUUGAGAAGGAGAGAAUGUGCAAGGCGAUAUCCAAAAGCGAAGGAGAAGUGAAAGACAAAGAUGACACGUUAUGUGAUAUUCUCGCGUCUGCGGCUUUCGAUAAAUAUCCAUCAGACUUUGAAAAUGCCACUGACGAAGACAUCGGUAGCAUCUUAGAAGAGAUGAGCAAGAUUGCUGGGGCAUUAAGUCCUAAUUCAUGCCCUGAACGUACAAAGUCUGGUGGCUCUAGUAAGAAUCCUGAAGAAGAAAAAUCUGUAGAAGAGUUAUUAGAAGAAGCUGAGAAAUUAGUUAGGAAAAAUUGCAACACUCUGUCGAAAAGCACAUCUAAAUCUGACUUAAUGCCAGAAAAUCAAGAUGAGAGUUUGAAUCGAGUGAGGCAAUUAGAAGCUGAUAUUUUUCAAUUGAUAGAGGAAGAAGUGCACAAGGAAACAGAGAAAAUUAAGAGGAGCCCGAAGAACGAAAAGAAACGGGAGAACAGUCCCGGAUUUGAAGUUGUUUAUGAAAAUCUGAAUAAUUUAAAACCACCGAAGACGCUAGAACUUCAAAAGAGGAAGUUUGAGGAACAGAAAGUUGAGAUAUCAAGCAGUUCCGAUUUGGACGAUCCAAUCGAGAGGCAUUCCAAGUCCGAGGAAUUGAAAAGCGCAAAGAAAAUCGAAAUGGAGAAAGAGAAUUUACAGAAAGAGAUCACGGACGUGGACAAAGACUUUUUUGAAGAUUUGUUGAGAAGGUCUAAAGAAAAAGCAGAGGGCGGAAUGUCCGGAAGUUCUAGUUUCGGACAAGAAGAUUUCUCGCAUUUUUUGAAGCUACUUCAAGGACAGAAUACGGACAAAAUAGAGCCGGAAUCAAAAGAGCCUAACGCGGUCUAUGAUCUCUUUCUAAAAUCCAAUGGCGAAGUAACAUCUAAAGACGAUCAAUUAGUUAGUGGCAAAACCCCAGAUUUUCCAGAAAAAGAAUUCUCCGAAAUAUUGGAAAAGGAAUUACCAGCCGUAAACGGCGCACAUGUAGAUCAUGAAAUUAAUGAAAGCGAUUCCAGUGCGAGUGAAGGACGUCAUAAACGAACAACAAAUCCUUUAUCAGGCGGGGCAACGUUCUUAAAACAUUCCAGUAACGAAUCUAAAAAAUCGAAAGGCGCAGAGAGGGAAGGUAAAAAUGUGACAGAGGUCAAUAAGAAGGCGAUUGAUCCCGAAGGUGAAUUGUAUACAGUAGGAUUGACGCCGAGAUUGGAAUUAUUCGCGGAUGCGAUACCCAAACUCAUAGCUGAAAAGUUAAAUGAAAAUGUUGCAAAGGAGAAGCAGGAAAAAGCAGAUUCAGUGAAUAAGGAAUCUACGUGCUCAGACACGAAGAUUGAAACAAAAAUGGAAAAUUUAUAUGCCGCUAAAGUAAAAUCAAAGGAUUCGAUGGAAUCCGUGCCUCAUCAAGAACUGGCUGAUCACGGCGUUUCGAAAAAAGCAAUAGAAGUACCUAAAACUGACCGUGUCGUUAGUGCACCGAGCAAUAAGCAAUUAAAAAAAGAGAUACGAUUCUGUAAGUCUAAGAGUUACGAUCAAAUAUGCCACCCUCCAACCUUAAGAGGCUCUCUCGAAAAUAUUAGGAUUAACAAAGCGUUGGAGGUGUCUAAAAAACCUGUAAAUUCGGUUUCUAAAAAAUCGUCGAUGGUAAAGCCGAAAAUACAAACCCGGCCGAUUCCCAAAGCUACACCGAAAUCCAACUCGUCCCUGAAAUCAAGACUGGAUUCCGUUAAAGUCGGUUCUAUGUCCAAUUUGCCGGCUGCGUGUAAAGCACCUCAGAUGAAAUCGCCCGACGGUUACAAGAAAAAUUUUAUGGCUGCCGGAGAUUCGAAACAGAUUCCAAUGAAACGCGAUUGGGAAAUGUUGUGUCGCGAAGAAAGGCAUAAGAAUGCGCUGCUGAAACAACAAUUAGAAUCCGAGGCAAAACUAUAUAAGAGUCAAAUUGAGGACAUGCGUACAUCCUUCGAAGGAGAACUGUUUGCCUUAAAGAAGCAGAAUAUAAUUCUGAAGGCAAGAGUUGACGAGAUGUCUUUGAAUGAGAGGCGCGCGGAAAUUCCGGCGAAAAACGACACGAAGAUCGCUCUUUUAGAACAGGAAUUAGAAAAACAGGAGAAUCUGAUUCGUGCUUAUGAGACUGAAAAUAAAAAACUUAUGCAGGAUACGAAACGUAUGCAAGAAGAAUUGAAGAAUUUGCAGUCUAAGCAGAAGAGCACGGUAUCAGAAACGAAUCAGAACGACGUGCAACAGUUCGCCGAUCGGAUAAAGGAUCUUCAGGAAGAAACGUUGAAACUAAAUUUUGAGGUCUCUGAGCUGAGGGAAAAGAAUGCCGAUUACUUAUUGAAGAAUGACGACUUAAUUCAGCAAAACAGCUUGCUCACGGACGAAUUGGAUAUGUUCAAGGAACAGCUAAGAGCAAAAAAUAAUUUUAUUACGGAUCGACUGCAAGUGAUGACUACCACAGAGUUGGAACUUAAAAAGCAGAUUGAGGAUUUGGGUAUUAAAUUAAACUCAAAGUCGGAACAGUUACGAGUGACGAGGCAGGAGCUAGAGAAACUUCAACAAAAUGUGUUGCCCUUGGAGAAGGAACUGUUGGAACUCAGAGUCAGAGAGGGAAAUCUUCAGGAAAAAUUACAGAUAAGCAAGAGCCAUGUCGAGCGUGAAAAGCAACUGAGCCAGCGGCUUAAGGAUCAGGUUAUUCUGGACAAUAAAAAGGUCAUGGACCUGAAUAGACAAGUGCGCGAGUUGGAGCGUAUACUCAAGAGGAAGAAUCCCGAUUCGGUUUCAGCUCUUAUUUUGACCGCCAAUUCGGAACAGGAUAAAAUCGGUUCCGAAAAAGUAAAGCUCCUGGAGGAGAGGAUAACGAGUCUCGAGAACGAGAUUAAAACCAAAGAGGCCAUCGCGCAACAGAAUCUGGUUGAUUUGCAGAGGAAAUUCACUGACAUGAAGGAGAAAUACACGAUACAGGUACUGGAGCUGGAGGCGAAAUUGUUGGAGGCUAGCACGAAGGAACAUAAGUUGUAUAACGACAUGUUCACGCAAACGACGUUCAGAUACGUCGAGAGCAAGAACGGAGAGAACAAUAAGAGAGACGACAGAACAUCAGCUGAAGAUAAGAAAGACCAGAAAACGAUGAAGAUUGGGCCAAAGUCUCAAAAUCCGAAGGAAGACGCACAUCUCCUUGCUACCAUACGAGGCCUAAAAUUGGAAAUCGCGAACAAGGACAAAGCGAUAUCGAAGAUAACUAAAGAGUAUCAGGAACUCCAGAAGACGAAUCGACGGCUGCAGAAGGAGCGGGAGAAACUACUGAAUGAUCGUAGGAGUUUCAGGAGCAUGGAUUUUGAUAGAGCGUUCCGAGGAAUGAAAAACGGUGAAGGGAACGAUCAGAAUUCAAAUGUUUAUCAGAACGGGCAUGUUUCCGAUUCGCAGAGAUUGUCGUCGUCAACGCCAAAGUUAUACGAUCCCUUGCAGUACACGGAGAAUGGCAAGAACGGAAUCAUAAAAAAAUUGACUAACGAAAAUGACAUCUUGAAGGAGGAGCUUAAUAAGAUGAAUAAGGACUUUAUGGCGUUAAAGAGCAAGAGGUUGCACGAUUUGAAUCUCUUGCAAGAAGAACACGAGCGGGAGAUGGCUACUCUCGUGAAAGAGUACAGCGUCAAGAUCGGAGAUUCUAAAGUGGUAAAGUUACAGGGUCAGAUUAAUACUCAGGGAGCAAUCAUAUCGCACUUAAAGGAGCAAAUCGAAAAGUUUAGAGACUACAAGGAGCAGGUAGUUAUAUUGAAGGCUGAAAGGGAGCAUUUGGAAAAUAAGGUGAAGGCGUUGACUGAAAAAGUGGAGUAUUUAUCGACGCCGGGAACAGAACAGUUGCAAUUGCUACAGGACAAGAUCACGAUUCUCCAACAACGGCACGAGAGUAGAGAGAUGACCUUGCAGACGUUAGUUCGCGACUUGUUGAGGAGUAGAACGCAGUGCAAAGACUGCAAGAACGAGAAGGGCAAAAAUCGACAACUCUGCUACUUUCGACAAGAACUCGAUCAUAUCUUAGGGAUGCUACAGGAGAUUGCUAAUAUCCAUUGAUAUUGCUGAGUUGAAGUCAUCCCUAAAUAGUCACGCAGCGUAUUUGAUGGUUCUUGAUUCGUUCAUCGAAUAUUGUGAUAAUUUUUAUAGGAUUAAGCGAUGUAGCUUAAAUAAUUCGAGAGAUAUUAGCUAUUGAAGUAUAGAUAUAGAUGCAUAAACGCGUUCGUUCGCGAUACUCAGCCAAAACGUUUGGUCGAUAUUUCCAUCGACUCUUCCAAGAUUAAUGACAACUAUUGCAAUGUGCAAUCUUUUUUCUUGCGUCCGUGACACCGUUUAUUUUGCGAGGUCAUCUAGAGCCCCGCAAAUGACUCGGUAGGCCCGGAUCACUGCCAAAGAGAGAAACACUAUCGCGUAACCAGCCAUAGCGUACAUAAUGACGAACGAACGUACGUUUAAACUAAUUACAACUUUUUCCGCUCUCUCUCCAUCGCCAAUUUUCUUGCCACGUGCGCGCAAUGUCUGGGAACACUGCCCGCUGUUAGCAUAAUCGACUUUAUUGAAUCAAAAAUUAAUUUUUAGAAUAAGUCAUACACUUUUAGGAUUAAAUAUUUUUUUAAUUAUUUAUUUAUUGACCGCGAAUGAAACAGCGUGGCUGCUCGCAACAUUUUUUCGAUCAAUGUUGCUGCAGCUUGUUUUCUUAUAAUAAAUUAUAUAGCAUAACGAUUGGAGGGAGGAAAAAGAAAAAGUAGUAAAGUUAUGUAAAAAGAAUCUUCGUAAGAGUUUCUUCCAAAGUUAAAUGACAUCUAGUUUUUUACGGAUAAUUUUUUUGUGAAACUUUGCUGUACAUAAGCGUAUAAGAGAUAAGUCAUUGUAUUUAUUUCGGAUAAUAUUCCGCAUCGGUUUAUUCGCGAUCAACGAAGUCGAGUCGAUCGAUUAUAUCAUGUAUAUCAUAUUGUAAGUACUCUAGUUUAUUACUACUGUUGCCAAGCCUAGCUGGUGAUCUCGUCAAAUAUAGCCUUAUUCGUAUGCGUACAUACAACAAACGCAAACACACCGCACAAAUCGAUGUGACCGAGACUUGAAAAAAUCAACAAUAGAAUGUCUAUCUUUUGUAUAUUCAAUGCAAAGUCUGUACAUUCUUCAUAAUAAUUCCUGAGACUCGGUUAUGUUGAAAUACACACAAUCACAUCCUUUUUCUAAAUAGACUUAAGCUUGUCACACGCGAUGUACAAAAUCCAAAAUUAUAAAUUUAAUAAAUCUUAAUCUUUCGCCGAA
Messenger RNA from Pogonomyrmex barbatus (red harvester ant), 5595 nucleotides. RefSeq lists its product as uncharacterized. The record is from RefSeq and is a predicted model, not a curated record. Gene Ontology annotation, cellular component: centriole; axonemal microtubule. Gene Ontology annotation, biological process: cilium assembly. Lineage: Eukaryota; Metazoa; Arthropoda; Insecta; Hymenoptera; Formicidae.